Messenger RNA from Leguminivora glycinivorella, 552 nucleotides. RefSeq lists its product as uncharacterized. The record is from RefSeq and is a predicted model, not a curated record. The transcript has 4 exons. Bases 82 to 387 code for a protein of 101 amino acids. NCBI's taxonomy places the organism in Eukaryota, Metazoa, Arthropoda, Insecta, Lepidoptera, Tortricidae.
CACACGACGCGGGCUGCGACGCACGUACCACGCAGCCCGCUACGCCGGUAUUUCGAGUGUAGUGCAAAUGCUUGUGUUUAUAUGGCGCUCAUGUUACUACAAGUGCUCGUGUUCGGUGUGUUUGCGGCAGCGGCAGAUGAUGUCCCGCUAACAUGGUACUGGUCGUCGCGCACGCUCGUGCCGUGCACGCUGCCUGCGCCGGCGCCGCCGCUGCGCAGGCCUCCCCCUCUGCGCGGGGAGGACCCCCCCAGCCCGUACUCUUGGAGGCGAGAUGGGGCCAAUGACACGCACAAAAUCCUAGCCAACGGCACGCUAGACAUUCGCAAGCGUGAAGGAGCCGAUGGCGUGUACCAGUGUACCGCUGCGCUGCGCCGCGGCGCGUGCUAGGUUACCCUGUUCGGUUGAAAACUGCCCACCUGGACAAGUUCUCCAAAUACCCUGAAAACACGACGCCCGGCGCGGCCAGCCGGUCGCCAUACCCUGUGUCGUCAGCUCAGCGCCGCAAGCAACCAUCUCCUGGCUGAAGGAUGACCAGGACCUUCCUGCAGACGA